AUGGGGAAAGACAAGAAAAAAGAGGAGGCCGUCUUUCUGAGGAAAAAGAUCACUUUGCUGCGGGCUUUCUCGCUCCUCAUCGGCAGCAUGGUUGGCAGCGGCAUCUUUAUCUCCCCAAAAGGAGUGCUGACAAACUCCGGCACCGUGGGCUUCUCCCUGCUUGUCUGGUUUGCCUGCGGGAUCCUCUCAAUGUUCGGUGCCUUGUGCUACGCAGAACUUGGAACAAGAAUCACCAAGUCUGGAGGACAUUAUAUCUAUAUUUUGGAGACACUAGGGCCUCUGCCAAGUUUCUUAUUCCUGUGGGCAGAGUUUUUUGCUAUCAGGCCUGCCAACAGUGCUGUGGUGUCUUUGGCGUUUGGACGCUACAUGCUGGAGCCGUUUUUUGCCCCCUGUGCAGCCCCCGUCCCUGCUGUGAAGCUCGUGUCUCUCCUGGGGUACUACAUGGUCCUCACCCUCAAUUCCUGGAGCGUCACCUGGAGUGCCCGGCUGCAGACGGCUCUCUCCGUCGUCAAACUCCUGGCUCUUGCUCUCAUCAUUGUGCCAGGGAUGAUGCUGCUGGCCCAGG
Eurypyga helias (sunbittern) is the source of this 565-nucleotide messenger RNA. Its product is annotated as cystine/glutamate transporter-like. Gene Ontology annotation, biological process: amino acid transmembrane transport. The transcript is spliced from 4 exons. The record is from RefSeq and is a predicted model, not a curated record. Lineage: Eukaryota; Metazoa; Chordata; Aves; Eurypygiformes; Eurypygidae. Gene Ontology annotation, molecular function: L-amino acid transmembrane transporter activity. The annotation marks the transcript as partial. Gene Ontology annotation, cellular component: membrane.